UUUCUUUUUGUUUUGAUCUCGAAGCGCCCCCAUUCGUUGACGAGAUAUCCAAUCUCUCACAGCUUCGGCCGAAAUUGGAUAUUUGUGCGUUUUUCUUAUUGCUAAGAUUUUUGUCAUAGAAAAUCUGAAUGCAUUUACCGGUACUGCAUUUCUUGUGCUAAGACAUUUGAACUGUGUGUGGCGUGACUCUGGUGCUUGUGUUAUAAGACUAUGAUUUCGAAGUGAAAACUACUGUGAUAACAACUUUAUAGAAAAAUAACACUAAAACAGUGCAGUACAACUCUGUGGGUUAGCAGGUGCUAACUAACGGGACUGUUGAAACCGACAGUCACUUAAAGGCAUUUUAUUGCGUGCUGUAGCUGCAUAAGGCAGCCAAACGACCAUGGCAGCCGCCACCAAGAUGGAGAACCCUAUCAACCAUUCUAGUCCAGCAACUGGCGAUAUGAAGGCAGAAAAUGACCAGGGUUGGAAAGCGAAAUUAAAAAUGCCACCAAAGGAUCAAAGAUUCAAAACAUCCGAUGUAACAAACACUAAAGGCAACGAGUUCGAAGAUUUUUGCCUGAAACGCGACCUGCUUAUGGGCAUUUUUGAGAAGGGCUGGGAAUCACCUUCCCCAAUCCAAGAGGCUAGCAUCCCGAUAGCACUGACGGGCCGUGAUAUUCUUGCACGCGCAAAGAAUGGCACAGGCAAGACAGGAGCGUAUGCCAUUCCAAUCUUGGAGAGGGUGGAUAAUACAAGAGAUGAGGUGCAAGCCAUGUGUGUAGUCCCGACACGAGAGUUAGCAUUGCAGACUAGUCAGAUCCUGAUCGAGCUGUCCAAACACAUCGGGGCCAAGGUGAUGGUCACCACAGGAGGAACCAAUCUUAAAGAUGACAUUAUGAGGCUUUAUGAACCAGUACAUGUUGUAGUAGCCACGCCCGGGAGAAUCCUGGAUUUAAUGAAUAAAAACCUGGUGAAAAUCAGCAAGUGUGGGAUCCUGGUUUUAGAUGAGGCUGACAAGUUAUUAUCCCAGGAUUUCAAGGGAAUGUUGGACAACAUCAUCAGUCACUUACCCAACGACCGACAGAUCCUUCUCUACUCAGCCACAUUUCCUCUCUCCGUCGAACAAUUCAUGAAGAAGUACCUGCACAGUCCAUACGAGAUAAACUUGAUGGACGAGUUGACGUUGAAGGGAGUCACACAGUACUACGCCUUUGUCCAAGAGAAACAGAAAGUCCACUGCUUGAACACCCUCUUCUCUAAGCUCCAAAUCAACCAGUCUAUCAUAUUCUGCAACUCAACCCAACGUGUGGAACUGCUGGCCAAGAAGAUUACGGAGCUGGGCUACUCAUGUUUUUACAUUCAUGCCCGAAUGAACCAGCAGCACAGAAAUCGGGUGUUUCAUGACUUCAGGCAGGGACUCUGCAGAAAUCUUGUCUGCUCAGGUCUGUAUUAA
Messenger RNA from Mya arenaria, 1435 nucleotides. RefSeq names its product ATP-dependent RNA helicase me31b-like. Gene Ontology annotation, cellular component: P-body; cytoplasmic stress granule. Gene Ontology annotation, molecular function: RNA helicase activity; mRNA binding; ATP binding. The record is from RefSeq and is a predicted model, not a curated record. Bases 383 to 1435 code for a protein of 350 amino acids. The transcript has 9 exons. Lineage: Eukaryota; Metazoa; Mollusca; Bivalvia; Myida; Myidae. Gene Ontology annotation, biological process: P-body assembly; cytoplasmic stress granule assembly.